ACCACGCGAGCGCUAACUCUUUCCGCCAUACUAAUGUGCAGAGUGCGGCGACAGCUCAUACACGAUCGAACACACCGGUCUUUUUGUGAACAUAAAUCAUGUUCAACAGCCUACGAAGAGCUGCAUUUGUCACUUGCUCUAGGAGUUUUUCAUCAGGUUCAACGAGAAACAUGCCCAUCAAGGCCGGGGACCCCGUACCGAGCGUAGAGGUGUGUGAGAGUACGCCGGGAGAUAAAGUGAAUGUUGCAGAGCUCUUCAAGGGAAAGACUGGGGUGCUGUUUGCUGUGCCGGGGGCUUUCACACCAGGAUGUUCCAAGGUGAGACGAUAAGGUUGUAUACCCCGU
Strongylocentrotus purpuratus (purple sea urchin) is the source of this 344-nucleotide messenger RNA. RefSeq names its product peroxiredoxin-5, mitochondrial-like. The coding region runs from base 99 to 329 and encodes 76 amino acids. NCBI's taxonomy places the organism in Eukaryota, Metazoa, Echinodermata, Echinoidea, Camarodonta, Strongylocentrotidae. Gene Ontology annotation, biological process: cellular response to oxidative stress; cell redox homeostasis; hydrogen peroxide catabolic process. Gene Ontology annotation, cellular component: peroxisome; cytoplasm; mitochondrion. Gene Ontology annotation, molecular function: thioredoxin peroxidase activity. The transcript has 2 exons. The record is from RefSeq and is a predicted model, not a curated record.